GUGAAUUUUUCAUAUAUUUAUCAAGUUUCUGCAGUUGGUAGUUACAAAUGUCAGCUUGACGUCUGUCAUUAGCAACAAAUAAAAUUUAAUUGAACAAUGUGCUGAAUCUAAUUCAAAGAAAAACAAUGAAUAAUAUAUUAAAACAAAUUCAAACUUUAUAUGAACAAGAAUUAUAUUCAAAUGUGGUGCGAGUGUGUGAUAUUACUUUAAGUAUUUCGGAACAAAAACCGGAAACAAUAACUCUUCCAGUAAAACACCAAGUAUUAUGGUACUAUGCAGACUCUCUUUACAACACUCAGCAAUAUCUUCAGGCUGAAAACUUAUAUAGGCAAGCAUUACAGAUGAAACAAAACAUCAAAGUUAAAACAAAAAACAGCAACAAUAAAAUGCAAGAUGUGCAAGUGGAAAUGACUACAGAUGUAGAUAUAAGAUACAAAAUACAUUUGUGUUGUUUGGCUUUAAAACAAGUAAAAGGUGCUACAGAGAUUCUACAUGAAAUCAGUGUCCGAAAUCGAACACCUAAAAUAAAUAUGGCUCUAGGCAAUAUAUACAGGGAUAGUGGUAUGGAUAGACCUGCAAUUACUUAUUUUAAAGAUGUUUUAAAUGAAUGCCCCAUGGCUUUAGAAGCUGCAGAUAAUUUAUUAAAACUUGGGAUUAAAGGUGUAGAGGUUAAUUCCUUAAUGGUUGAAGCUUCCAAUGAUAUAUCUUGGUUAAAUACAUGGUUAAAAGCUCAAGCCCAAUUACAUUCAAGAGAUUUUGCAAAUGCUAUUGUAACUUAUAAAUCUAUGGAUCAACAUGGUUUUAUGAAAGAUAACCCCACUUUAUUGGUGAACAUGGGUUAUUGUUAUCACUCCAUGUGUGAAAAUAAAAAGGCUAUCAGCAUAUUACAAAGGGCAUAUCAUUUAGAUCCACGGUUAAUAUUGGGUCAAGAUUUGUUCUCAACUCUUUUAGCAAAUUCCAGUAACAAAGAGGACAUAAAAAUUCUGGAAUCUCUUACACCUACUCAGGAUAUGUCGCUCUGGACCUGCGAACAAUGGAUAGUGCUAGGCAAUUACAUGUACGCCAAUAAAAAAUACGAAAAAGCCGCAUAUUUUGCGCAACAAGCUUACACAAUGAACAGAAAAAACGUCGAGGCUCUUCUUUUAAAGGCUAAUAUUUAUUUUCAGUUAAAAAAAUAUAAUGAAGCAGCCACACAUUGCACUGAAGCACUUAAUGCCUGUUCCUAUAGAUUUGACAUUUAUAAAUGUUUGGUUGAUAGUUUAUUGCAAUUAAAUAGACUCAAAGAGGCAGAGUCCAUAGCCCAGAAUGCUUUAAAAGUAUUGAAUAACAGUCCACAGGCACUAUGUCUUCUUGUUACUGUUCUUUUAAAAGACCAAAUGGCAUCACAAAAAUGCAUACGAAAAUACUUGGAAAAAGCAGUAAUGCAGGACAAAAACCUCACAACAAACGCCCUUAGUAUGUUGGUGGAAUUUCUCGAGCAGGAAAAUCAACAUGAAGAAGCUUCGCAAAUUCUCCUAAAACACAUUGAAACGAAUCCAACUUCAAGACUGCAUCAAUUAUUGGGCGAUUGUUUUGUGAAUCUGCAAAAAGAUAAUGAGGCUUUCCACCACUUUACGACUGCUUUAAAGUUGGACCCAAAUAACCAAAGAGCCACUGAAGGAUUAAAUAAUAUUGGAAGGGUUUCUUUAAGGGAUAGUUAUUAUUCUUGCGGGGAUGCUUCUUAUAACUCAACGCAAGCUACAACAUCUUCAGAUCAUGAAGCAGACCCAGAAAGUGAUACUGAUCCAUGGAAUGGAAUGGAAAAUUUUGAUUAAUUUAUUCUUAUUUAGUAUUAUUUUUAAAUAAAUAUUUUGCGUA
Messenger RNA from Brassicogethes aeneus, 1857 nucleotides. The record is from the annotation of a GenBank genome assembly. Lineage: Eukaryota; Metazoa; Arthropoda; Insecta; Coleoptera; Nitidulidae.